Messenger RNA from Cynoglossus semilaevis (tongue sole), 2347 nucleotides. RefSeq names its product Bardet-Biedl syndrome 1 (gene bbs1). Lineage: Eukaryota; Metazoa; Chordata; Actinopteri; Pleuronectiformes; Cynoglossidae. Gene Ontology annotation, biological process: protein localization to cilium; non-motile cilium assembly. Gene Ontology annotation, cellular component: centrosome; axoneme; BBSome. The record is from RefSeq and is a predicted model, not a curated record. Gene Ontology annotation, molecular function: patched binding; smoothened binding. The coding region runs from base 37 to 1869 and encodes 610 amino acids. The transcript has 5 exons.
UGUUGAUGUGUGUGUGACGCUGGAUUUGGUCUCAACAUGUCUGAAGUGAGUGGUGAUGGAGGGAAGUGGUUGGACGCUCACUACGACCCGGUGGCAGGUCUCUACACGUUCUCCUCAUGUGUGGACCUGGCAGACCUGAGCGGUGAUGGCGAGAGUCGGUUAGUGGUCGGAGACCUGGGAUCGGGCUUGUCUGGCAUGAAGCUGAAGGUGUUCCAGGGCACGGCGCUGCUCAGCGAGAGCACCCUGCUGGACCUGCCCACCGGCCUUGUCGCCUUCUUCAUGGAUCUGCAUGAACCACGAAUCCCGGCCGUGGCAGUUGCGUCUGGACCCUGCAUUUAUGUCUACAAGAACCUGAGGCCAUAUUUCAAGUUCACUCUGCCUGGGCUGGAGGUCAACCCUGUGGAGCAGGAUGUGUGGCAGCAGGUGAAGGAAGGUCAGAUCGAUCCACUGACCAUGAAGGAGAUGCUGGAGGGCAUCAGAAAGAAGGCGGACGUUCCCUUGUCUGUACGCUCCCUGCGGUUUCUCUCUUUAGAAACUGAUGAAAUGGAUGAGUUUGUCCAGUUACACAAACAACAGCCAAUCAAGCGUCAGACCGUCAUCACCUGUGUCGGGACGUUAAAGAAGAGCACCGCCGACGAGGACGGAGUCAGCUGUCUAGUCAUCGGGACGGAGAGCAGCAAUGUCUACGUCCUGGACCCUGAGGCCUUCAUCAUCCUGUCCAAGAUGUCCCUGCCAGCUCCUCCCACCAUGAUAGACGUGACGGGGCAGUUUGAUGUGGAGUUCCGCAUCACGGUGGCCUGUCGCAAUGGAAACAUCUACAUCCUGCGCAGGUGGGUCGUUUGCUCUGAUCCGAGUCAGAUCCAGGGUGGAGGUUCUUCACAUUCUCCCAUCUUUUCUUGUUUUCUUCUCUUUCUCAGGGACUCAGACAAACCAAAAUACAGCAUGGAACUCUCAUCUCACCCUGUCGGGCUGGUCAGAGUCGGGAAGAACGUGGUGGUGGGCUGCACGGAUGAAAGUCUGCAGGGCUUCACACAAAAGGGAAAGAAGCUUUGGAGGACCACCCUUCCUGCUCCAAUCAUCACCAUGGCUGCCAUGGACCUCCCCACACGAGGUUUCCAGGGUGUCCUGGUGGGCCUGGCUAAUUGUGAGGUUCAUCUGUACCGGGACAAGAACCUGCUGAGCAACAUUAAAACGCCUGAUGUGGUCACCAGCAUCUGCUUUGGCCGCUACGGACGUGAAGACGGUACACUGAUAAUGACCACCAAGGGCGGCGGUCUGAUGGUGAAGAUUUUAAAGAGGACAGCAAUUUUCGAUGACCGGGACGGCACGCCUGGUCCACCGCUGGCCCAAAGUGUCCGUCUCAAUGUGCCCAAAAAGACCAAGUUGUACGUGGACCAGACUCUACGCGAGAGGGAGAAUGGCGUGGCCAUGCAUCGCGCCUUCUAUAUGGACCUCAGCCGGAUGCGACUGGCCGCUGCCAAAGCCUACGUGAAGGCCCUGGAGUCCAGCCUGACUCCCAUGUCGUCCAGCUUGUCUGAGCCGCUCAAGAUGAACGCCGUGGUCCAAGGUCUGGGUCCGACCUUUAAACUGACCCUGAACAUGCAGAACACGGCGGCAUGUCGGCCCGUCAUGAACCUCGCCAUUAGCUUCCUGUAUGACGAGAACCUGUACCGGAUGAGAACCCCGUACCUGAGGAUCCCGCUGCUGGUACCUGGGCUCAUCUACCCUGUGGAGACCCUGGUAGAAUGCACCAGCGACAAGGGCAUCUCUGACAUCAUCAAAGUGUUUGUCCUGCACGAGGGAAAAGGCUGCCCCCUGCUGACUGCCCACAUCAACAUGCCAGUCAGCGAAGGACUGAUGCUCAACUGACAACAUCUCUGUGCAGGACUGAGACGUCGUGACUCAUCAGAGCUGGUUACAUAUUGAACUAGUGAUGUUACAUUUGUGUAAAGUCUUUAGACAAGAAUACAUUUGUCAAAAAAGUGUUUAUUUAUAAGAAUUUGUAGUAGAUUUAAUUUUACUCUUCCAUUUAUUAUUCUAGGAAAUAAAAUAUCAAAUUAUCAAAAAAUGUUUAGGUGGUUUUGUUUUUAGAGAAAUAACCUUUCUAAAGUGGAUGGGGGAAAAGUUCAGUUUUUGUUUUCUUUAGAAAAUCAAGCAAAAGACACAGCUAUUUAAUAAUACUGUGAAUCACACCCCCACUCCACCAGGCGUCGCCACAGGAAUAGUCUGCAUGGUGAUCUGCCAGAGAACAUUUUGGGACUUGAAGACAGAAUUCACUUCAUCAGGAGUCAGACAGUGGUUUCACCACCAUCUUAGAAUGUUCAGUUCAAAUCAUUAGAACUUGACA